UCCGAAGCGAGACGCAACUGAAUCGACUCCAUUCACAAUGACCGACGCCGACGUAAAGGACAAGAUCGAUGAUCGCGACCGCGGGCGCAUGGCUGGGAUUGCGCCAGUCAAGGCCGAAUACCUUGUACAGACCGAGACCACCCUCACUCGCUCGGCGCCCGACGACGACGCCGCGGAGGCGGGCAAGGAGCGCGAUGAAAAGCGCCAGAAGACCAAGGGCGGGUGGAAAGCGCGUACAAAGUGCCAGAAGCCCGUCUUGACCGGCGAGCGCUCAGUCCGCAUGUGCAGCGGGUGGGAGAAGACCGGCCAGUGUCCCUACGGCGAGAAGUGCAAGUUCGCGCACUCGUGGGGCGCAUACUUUGCCGUCAAGCCGGUCGACAUUCAUUACCAGAAGUCUGCGCUCGGAGAGGAAGCGCCCUUCGUGCAGACCGUCGAUAGGCAGCCCGGGGGCGAAGACGGCAUCGGCAAGACCAUCGACCUCUCGACCACCUGCCCCGUCUACGCCGAGCUCGGAUACUGCACCUUUGGUUGGCGGUGCCGCUUCCUCGGCGGGCAUGUUAAGCGGGCAGAGGAAGGGGAAGACACCCUUACCCGUGUCGGCGGUUGGGAGCUACUUGGUUUCCCGGACAUGGAAGGGAGCAAGGAAGGGCGGAACCGUGAGGUCAACUGGGCAAAGGUUGACGUGCUGCAUUCUCUGCAGAAGAACAAGUACGACUACGACUUCUCUCCGCGGUACCUCGCGGUUGUGGAGCCUAACAAGACCUUUGGGCGGAAGCCGAAGAAGCAGCCAAAGAAGAAGAGGGGACCCGUCGACGAGGAGGAGGCGAUGAAUGAAGAAGAGGCGAUGAACGCAGGCGACUCGUCGAACGGCGCCGUGAACGAGGAAGAGGCCAUGAACGACGACACCAAUGGAGAGGAGAAGGGCGUGAUCCUCGGUGAGGCCGAGGCCAUGGACGUUCCUCUUCGACCGGAGGAGAAGCGCCGGCUCAACUGGGACAACGGGUUGUACCUUGCCCCGCUCACGACCGUCGGCAACUUGCCCUUCCGCCGCUUGUGUACCGACUACGGUGCCACCAUUACAAUCUCGGAGAUGGCGCUUGCCGAGCAGAUUGUACAGGGCAAGAACGAGGAGUGGGCGCUUGUCCGCCGGCACGAAAGCGAAAAGAUGUUCGGUGUUCAGCUCGCCGGUGGGUGGCCAAACCGCAUGGUGCCCGCCGCCGAGGUGCUUGCUCGGGAACUCGGCCCAGGCGGUAUCGACUUUGUCGACAUCAACAUGGGGUGUCCAAUUGAUCUGCUGUUCAAGCAGGGCGCGGGGAGUGCACUCAUGGACAACGCGAGACGCCUCGGCAAGAUCUGCGUGGGCAUGAACCGCGCUCUUGGAGAGAUCCCGCUUACGGUCAAAUUCCGUACCGGUGUCGCGAACAAUCACCCAAAUGCGCACAAGCUGAUUCCGCGUUUUGCGAAUGAAUGGGGAGCAAGUGCGAUGACGCUACACGGCCGCUCGCGCCAGCAGCGCUACACCAAGCUUGCGGACUGGUCCUAUAUCCGGCAAUGUGUCGAGGUGCUGCGCGAGAGCACGGCGGACGCGGGCCUGCCGCCCGUGCCCAUUUUCGGAAACGGCGACUGCUACUCGGCUCAGAGCUACUGGGAGGAGAAGGAGGCAAGCGGCGUUGACGGCGUCAUGGUCGCUCGCGGCGCACUUAUCAAGCCGUGGCUGUUUACUGAGAUUGCUGAGCGGCGCGAGUGGGACAUUUCCGCGACGGAGCGACUCGAAGGGAUCCGGAAGUUCGCCGAGUAUGGCCUGUCGCAUUGGGGCGCGGACACGCAGGGCGUCAACACUACGCGCCGCUUCCUGUGUGAAGCGCUCUCCUUCCAGAGUCGGUACAUCCCCAUUGGGCUGCUGGAGCGCCUGCCGCCAAUGCUGAACGAGCGCCCGCCAGCUUAUCGGGGCCGGAACGAGCUCGAGACGCUGCUGAGCUCGAGCUUCGUUGGCGACUGGGUCAAGAUUUCGGAAAUGUUCCUCGGCCCCGCGGGCGAUGACUUCAACUUCCAGCCGAAGCACAAGAGCAAUUCGUACGGCGGUGAGGAGGCGCAGGGAUAA
Cutaneotrichosporon oleaginosum is the source of this 2101-nucleotide messenger RNA. RefSeq lists its product as uncharacterized. The record is from RefSeq and is a predicted model, not a curated record. Lineage: Eukaryota; Fungi; Basidiomycota; Tremellomycetes; Trichosporonales; Trichosporonaceae. Gene Ontology annotation, biological process: tRNA processing. Gene Ontology annotation, molecular function: tRNA dihydrouridine synthase activity; metal ion binding; flavin adenine dinucleotide binding.